AUGCGGCUAAUAACGGGAACGGCUGAAGUACAUGAAUGUGAGUGUGAGUUAAUGUGUGCCAGAGAUGUGGUGUUGGCAGACAGGGCUGUGAUUUCGAGGGAGUGUCAUACGAGCAGCCAAUCUGCAUGGGUGGAAAUCCUAUGUAAAUGAAAAUGCUUUGAUUACUUUUGCAGAGUAGAGUUUCAGCAAAGUGGAGCACCUUUAAUGCACCUAUCUUGUUGGGUUAGGGGUUUGUUAAGUUAGGUGUUUGCACCAGUCCUUUUGGGUUAGGUGUUUGCACCAGUCCUUUUGGGUUAUGUGUUUGCACCUGUCCUUUUGGGUUAGGUGUUUUGAAGGCGAUGUCUUUGAAUGUGUUAGAGAACUAGAUCAUAGUAUCUGACCGUGCCUCUAUCUUUCUGUAUGUUUCUCCAGGAGUCCAGGCUAUGUUCUCCCAGCAACCCCAGGACCUGGUGGUGGUGGCCGGCCAGCCCGUCACCCUGCCCUGCUCCAUUCCUGGCUACCAUGGUGUUGUCCUGUGGAUCAAAGAUGGCCUGGCUCUAGGCGUUGGCAGAGACCUAUCAGGUAAGGAAAGAUAUUGAUCAAACCAUAGGUCACUCUUAAUCUCCUUCUGUCACGUGUCUGUUUCUGAUCCCUUUUCCAAUCUGUUACAAGCCAGUACUAUUACUUACACGCUGUCAUAUAUCUGUCAAUGUUGGAUUUCUCCCUUCACUGCUUUUCAUCUUUUGAAAGUUUAUGUCUUCUUUCUCAUCGCCAUAGAAAUGUUACUUUGCAGGUAGACAAACAUACAGUAUAAUCCUAUAACAAUGCAGCACUGUGCGUUAAAUGUGGUCUUAACUUCAUUGUAACCACAGCAAACAACCAUUUUCAUAUUUAGGCUAACAUUGAAGUGUUUUACCAUUUUCUGUUCAGGGCAACCAGGACUACAAGUAGAACAUGAAGGAACAUUUGACAUAAACAUUCAUGAGUUUUAUUGACAAAUGUCAAUAAACAAAUAAGGUGUGCCAAGCAAAACCCUGAUAAAACAUUUAUUAAUAAUAAUGGUGUAAGUACAGAAAUUGUUUGCUCAGUGGGAAAUUAAUAUCCAACUAGUAGAAAGAGACAACUGUGUGGAGUUUGAAGGUGACAGCAGCUAUGUGAGCUUACAGUAUUAUAGACAAUAUGUGCUGGGAUUUCCUAUGAUCUCUAUGUAGAAAAACCCCUCUAUGUAGAAGAACCCCUGAGCGUCAUAGAGAAAAACAGAUUACAUGUACGUGUUCGUGAGAGUCUCAGCAUAAUAGUUUGUAGCUCAAACCAUUCGAACUCUACAGACGUUUUUGUGAGAAGAACCGCUCCCGUACCCCUUUGGGAUCCGCCCUUGUCUCACAAACACCAGUCUAACCCCUGUUAAUCACACAUACUAAUGGUUGGUAUCAGUGGAUGCAGAAGACAUCUGUAGCUCUAACACAGUUUAAAAGGGGUCCAAAACGCAGUGACAGUGGGAUUCAAGAUUUAAUUACCACACUACAUGUUCCACCCCAAAUAUCUAGUGUCCAAUAAUAUAUACAGUGAAAUACCCCAGACAGUUGUAUUCACUUUAGCACUACCACAAAAAUGUACCCAAGGCCUCAUCAGUAUCUAAUAGAAAGAUAAACCUAAUUAAUUAACAGUUUGUGGUGGGCAAAGAAGCCCCAAAAUCAACACUGAAUGUGUAUCAAUGUAGCCAGGGGUCACAUUUCAAGUACUUUUAGCUAGUAAAUGGGCUUUUGAAGAGUAACUCACAAUCCAAAUUACAUUGUGCCUCUUGUAUUAUUACCUUAAUUGUUUAAUUUGGAGUACCACUUACUGCUGCACUGUCAUUUUAGUAGCCUGCAGUUUCUCCACUUGACGCUUGCGCCUUAUCCAUAUUCAUGAGACGCGAUGACUAUCUAUUCUUCCAAAUAAAUAUUUACAACCUUUUAACUUCCGACCUCUUGAGGGAGUAAAUCCAUAUAGCUUAGAAAAUCUGCAUUAUUUAUUAAAAUAUAUUUUAUCCCCCCGAUUGUCUUUAGAAAUGGGAUCCUUGGGAUUCACGACAUUCUACGGCCUUAUACAGGGAGUAAGGGAGAUGAGUCUGAAAAUAGCCAAGUUCCUUUCACACCUCCAUCACUAGAGAUCCUCCAUCACUGAGGGAUCUCUAGCCUGUCUCUCAGAGUAGUUACCAUUCAAGUCAUGGCAAAAUAAUCAUCUGGGGCCCUUUAAAAGCGGGGCCUCUUAUGAUCCGUGCGAUUAAAUAUGUAUUCCACUGGAGAUCUGGUGUCUCCUACCCUCUUACCUUCAGUGACUGCUCUAGUGUGCCUUUCUUGUCACCGAUAGAGCUCCUUAAUUAAACCUCAGUGGACGAUGCUGUCCCAAUAAAUCCGUCCCAUUCACCGGUCUGGCCCUUAUCAGGCCCCCGGGAGGCUGGGGAAGGCAGUAAACAAUGACCCAACAGUUUUGAAGUGGUCUGGAAGAGAGGGAGUAGAAGGAGAAGGACUUACGAUGACGAGGAGAGAGAGAGAGAGAUGGUGAGAGAGAGAGAGAGGGUGAGAGAGAGAGGGUGAGAGAGAGAGAGAGAGAGAGAGAGAGAGAGAGGGUGAGAGAGAGAGAGAGAGGGUGAGAGAAAGAGAGGGUGAGAGAGAGAGAGAGAGAGAGAGAGAGAGAGAGAGAGAGAGAGAGAGAGGGUGAGAGCGACUCUUAACGGCACAUCAGCAGCAGUUUAACGGUCAUGGGCGAGAGGCCGUGGACGGAGGCUGUGGACUGAUCAUGUCUCCACCACUGUGCACCCACACUCCACUCUGUAUGCUGAUCAAUGGCCGGGCCAGGACACUCAGAGAUGGGCAGAAUCUGAAUGCCACUCUUCAUUCAGCCUGUGUCGAUGAGAUACAUCGAAUUGAAGAAGGUUGUCAUGGACGAAAGAGAUCUUUAUUAAAAAGCAUGGACAGGGUCUUAGAGCAGUGUAUUAAGAUGAAUGUCACUUUUUGAAAUAAAGUGUACCACAGCUGCUCUUUUUAUCGUCUCUGCCUAUGUCAACAAGCAAUACAGUCAGCCAUAAAGAAUGAUGGCAUAUACACGGCUAUAUACACAAGGAAAGCAGCUGUAUACAUAAAAGUGUGAGGCGUCUAAUAUUGUGCAGCGCAUUUCAAUAUAGGAACCACUCUGCUAUUCAUUGAAGGAGCUGCGUUUGCAAUAGCUCGCUCCGCCUGGGCCUGUGUCAAUUCAGAGGAACAGUGAUUAAAAUGAGAAAAAUCUUUCACUAUUCAGUCUGAUAAAUCAGAGGACAAAAGAGGAUGAUUCCUAUCACUCCCUGAAUUUCUGCUCCUUCUCUUUGUAUAGCGCCUUCUAUUCUAAUUAAAGAGAGAGAUGUACCGGCGCAAAGCUGCACCAAAUGAAUGGCAUGAAUAUGCAUGAAUGGCAUGAAUAUAUCUCAAAGCAGUCCAUGGAGAGUGCCCACUGGUGUAUGCUUUUUUGGAGGGCACAAAUGGAAUGAUUGAAAACCUAAGUGUUAGAAUGUUCCAGAUAGUGUUCUUAACAUUCUAGACAGAGGUGAAGAGUAUUUGGAAGCUAUCUGACACGUGUGCUCCUCUGGCUUGUCCCCGACAGCAAAUUAAUUGGUCAUCCAUUUCCCAACCCCAACUACCCUAUUUCAAUCCCUGGAGGUGUCAGUGUGAGACGUGUCCUUCCUGAAUAGCGUAAAUCACUAUGCCCCUGCCUCUAUUCAUCGUCCCUUCCCCUGCCAUUGAUCCACUACAAAGACAAAUCCAUUUCUGUCCUGAUGGAUUCAUUACCCUUAAUGGGGCUAUUUUACAUUGUUUGCUUUAGUUAACACACGUUGUCUUUGAAAUUCAUUGAGAUCAACGUGAGUUAUAUUUAUACAACAGUGACAUCCCUGAAAUUUCCUCCCAAACAAUGAAGCAGGGUUUUUGCAUGCUCUACACUCUACAUAAGAAUGCCAUUGUGUGUGUGAUCUGUUUGACAUAAACGUAACCCAGUUAUGUCACAGGACAAAGUCGUCACUAAAUCCACCAAUGUCUAUUUAAAAGGCAUUUAGAUGCCAUUAAACUGGAUAUACGCUAAGGUAUGUUUUUCAUUUACUCUCAGCAAGCUUUUUUGUAUUACAACAGCACAUCUUAUUAUGUUCAAUCUGCUAGAGGGCAAGAGGAGUGAAUUCACUGGGUCAUUUGUUUAUGUACAUGAACAGUGGGAUUCUGUUGUACAGUACAACACAAUAUGCCUACAGUACAUAAACUAUAUAUACAAAAGUAUGUGGACAUCCCUUCAAAUUAAUGUAUUUGGCUAUUUCAGCCACAGCCAUUGCUGACAGGUGUAUAAAAUCGAGCACAAAGCCAUGCAAUCUCUAUUGACAAACAUUGGCAGUAGAUUGGCCUUACUGAAGAGCUCAGUGACUUUCAACGUGGCACCGUUCCAGCAAGUCAGUUCGUAAAAUUUCUGCCCUGCUAGAGCUGCCCCGGUCGACUGUAAGUGCUGUUAUUGUGAAGUGGAAUCUUCUAGGAUCAACAACGGCUCAACAGCAAAGUGGUAGGCCACACAAGCUCACAGAACGGGUCCGCCGAGUGCUGAAAAUAAUCUGUCCUCGGUUGCAACACUCACUACCGAGGUCCAAACUGCCUCUGGAAGCAAUGUCAGCACAAUAACUGUUCCUCGGGAGCUUCAUGAAAUGGGUUUCCAUGGCUGAGCAGCCGCACACAAGCCUAAGAUCACCAUGCGCAAUGCCAAGAGGCUGGAGUGGUGCAAAGCUCGCAGCCAUUGGACUCUGGUGUAGUGGAAACGUGUUCUCUAGGGUGAUAAAUCAUGCUUCACCAUCUGGCAGUCUGACAGAUGAAUCUGGGUUUACACUACCUGCCCCAAUGCAUAUUGCCAACUGUAAAGUUUGGUGGAGGAGGAAUAAUGGUCCGGGGCUGUUUCCAUGGUUCGGGAUAGGCCCCUUAGUUCCAAUGAAGAGAAAUAUUAACGGUACAGCAUACAAUGACAUUCUAGACGAUUCAGUGCUUCCAACUUUGUGGCAACAGUUUGGGGAAGGCCCUUUCUUGUUUCAGCAUGACAAUCCCCCUGUGCACAAAGCAAGGGCCAUACAGAAAUGGUUUAUCGAGAUUGGUGUGGAAGAACUUGACUGGCCUGCACAGAGCCCUGACCUCAACCCCAUGGAGCACCUUUGGGAUUAAUUGGAAUGCCGACUGCAAGCCAGACUUAAUCACCAAACAUCAGUGCCCGACCUCACUAAUGCUCUUGUGGCUGAAUGGAAGCAAGUUCCCACAGCAAUGUUCCAACAUCUUGUGGAAAGCCUUCCCAGAAGAGUGGAGGCUGUUAUAGCAGCAAGAGGGGACCAACUCCAUAUUAAUGAUUUUAGAAUGAUAUGUUUGACGAGCAGGUGUCCACAUACUUUUGGUCAUGUAGUGUAUUUAGUACAGUAAGCUCCUCCACUGGAUAUAUGGCGGAUGGGGUCACUUCAAGGUCAUACCAUUUACUUGUUGUGGAGAAAUAAAAUCUAAUUUCUCCUGAGCUUACACAGGGUCACACCAGUGCAAUGUGCAGGUUCUCGUAAUUGAACACAACAUGGAAGGAUCUUCAUUCAAAGCAUAUAUUCCAGGAAUGGAGUCUCAUUCAACUUCAGAGAAAGACGUCUGUCAAGCUGUCCUUUAUAGCAAAUAAAUAGUUCAACGAAGCCAUUGACUCACUGGCUGCAUAAUCAACAACAGCAUGGAACUCAAGAUCAAUGGUCAUUAAUGUUAUUAAGCGAGUGAUGCCCAGUUUGAUCAACACUAUAUUAUAUUAGAGUGAUGUGUAACCUUUUUGACCUUCUUCUGGCCCUGUAUGGAAGCUUUUGUGUCAAUGUGAAUAAUAAGACCCAUAACUGCCAGCGGUAUGUGGGCAGACGAGAGCGCUCUCUAUCUGAGGAUCUGGCUUUCCUAUAAACAGAGGAACCACUCAGAGCUCACAUAGCCUACCCACUCCUCUCUGUUUGUUUGGUACCUUAUUGUAUUCUGGUCUUUUUAUGUUUUCCUAUGUUUUAUGUUUAUGCUAUAUACUCUUCCGUCCUGCAUGAGCAUGCUUCAGUUCGGCUGGCGCCUAGCCGAACUCGACUAACCAAAUGAGUGUGCUCGCAUACUCCCUUAAAAUACUUUCACUUGAAAAAUGCAGCAAUAGUACUGUUUGUCCAUUUUAAGAUGCCAUAGUCAGUAUACACUUCCUCAAAAUAGUCAGAAUAAAUCUAAGCAAAUUCAAUUUUACAUCGGACUAAGAUAUCUCCUAGUCUAUUAGUCCUAAUCUAUUAUACUCAUUUUGGGUGGCAUGUGCUAAAACAUACCUCUUUAAAUCCCCAGUGUUUAAUACUAAGUCACUGGAAAAUCUUUGAAGAGAACAUGACUCAUUGAUGGAUGCAACGGAAUCGAUUUUUCAUCCAGAUAUUUAUUGGCAGUGAUCCAACAGCGGGGUUGGCAGAGAUUGAGAGUGGAAUACCAUCUGAUUUAUAAGUUCAGUGUGACUAACCGCAUCAUUGGAUAAAAUGUUUAACUGUUGGCCUGGUUAUGCUUAAACUCUCCACUCUAUCGGGUUCUGUCAUCAGUGAAUUUCAGGAGAACCUUAGGAGGAGAAAGCAAUCACUGCCAAGAAACACUGAACAUUUUGGAGAAUUUCACAAGCAGAGAUUCUUGUUUAAUACACAUUUCUCCAAUAAUUAGACAGAGGUCAGCCUUUAGAGAGCUGUUCAAGUUAUUCAUAUUGAUAGCUUGUGCAGUUUUCCAUAAAGAUCCACAAUCAAACAUAUCCCUUUCUGACUUAUUUUUUACCAAUGGGGAAAUGCACUCCUCAACACACUCUCAAUGCAAAUUUCAAUAAGUGAAGUGUUUUAGAGCUAUCCCAUUGGGCACACACUGGUUGAAUCAACAUUGUUUCCACGUCGUUUCAAUGAAAUUACAUUGAACCAACGUGGAACAGAUGAUGAAUUGAUGUCUGUGCCCAGUGGGAUCCAACUUUACUCUGCGGUGUAAAAUGGUCAGGACUCCUGGACAUACCUCUUCCUGCAUUAUUAAAUUCCAAAUCUCACACCACUGUGCUGCUGAAACACAUCUCAAUCUCUAGCCAUGCCUCUUCACCAUUGCAAUAAAAUAUACUCACUCUCCAGAAUACAGAAACCUCUUCAACCCCUUUCAUUAAUCUCAUAUGCCAAUGUUUUCAUCCAAUGUUAAAAUGUCUAUUUCAACAUGUAGUGUUUUUUUACCCUUGUAAUAAGAAAAUCUGGUUUCACAUUGGUGACACUAAUAAUUCUAAGACAGGUAUACUGUAUUAAAGUGACCUGCUACCCAAUCUCAUCUCAUUUGAAAAAUAAUAGCCCAUCUCAAAUGAGCAUUAGCGGUGCGUGGGUAAAAUCACUGGGUAAACCAAGACAGAAAAAAUAAGCCAUAUUACAACUAUGUGUUGUGAUAAUUGCGUUGUAUGCUCUAUAACCUGUUAGUUCAUAUGCCUUGCCACUGUGAUAUAUAGGCCUAAGGCCAAGACAAUGAGAAGACACAGUGGCAGAAUAAAUUCAACCACACUUUGUUUCAUCACAAAACCAGAGAGCAACAUCUGUCUGGUGAAGUCCACAAAGCAUAUUGCUUGUAGCAAACAGUUACAUGACCUAUAGCAUGGUCAAGCAAGUUAAUGUUUCCAACAUAUUCGUACUACUAAACAACUAUUGGUUUAGAACCACGGUAAGUUACCGCAAGUUGCAAAGAAAACAGGAGCUGCGUCCACUACUCCAGCACCAUUUCAACAUCAUCAAAUCACCUCUGCUUAGUCUAAUACAGUGACAACUAAAAGAUAGCAAAAACAAUUUAGUCCAAUCAACUUAAGCUAAAUAUGAUGUGAAUGUUCAUGGUUCUGAUUUCUGUGUGUGUGUGUGUGUGUGUGUUUGUGUGUGUGUGUGUGUGUGUGUGUGUGUGUGUGUGUGUGUGUGUGCGUGCGUGCACGUGCGCAUGCGUGUUCGUGCAAGUAGAAAAAGAUGUUGACUCACCCUACUUGUAGAGAAACGCCAAUGCCAUCCUCCUCUCUUUCAUGUUGACGAAACGGUCUAUGACUCUGUCAUAGAGCAAUACAGUACAUGCUUUUAUUUUUUGUUUUCCUACGCUACCUGGCUAAAAUGCUUGCUCGCUAGCCUAACUUCUAUUCAUGAGCAAUGAUGAGCUAGCUAGUUAACAUGAAUUAGCCUUCUACAUCUAGCUACAUAUUGAAUUAGCCUUCUACAUCUAGCUACUUCCAUCCUCUCAGGCCAGGGCCACAAUGUAUGAAUUUAUUGUUGGAUCAGAAUCGCCGUUAUAAUCAUUGGCCAGUACGGAGAAUUAAGUAAAACCACAUGUCCAAAUCCAUGUCUCCAUCCAUGGCUAAUUUAGGAAAGGGCCAAUUUUAGCUAGUUAGCUAGCCACCGUAGGACAACACAAUGAGAUGCAACGAUUCAAGUUGUUUCUGUCAAUGACGUUUGGCUCUCAAUGUGAUGUGAUUGGAGUGAAGCCAAAUCCAAAUUGGCUUCCCUCAAAACGUAUUUUUGGUGCACCAGGACCAUUCACAGUUGAGCUCACUCAGUUUAGCUCAAUGCUGAUUGGCUAUUAUUUUAUACUUUUCUUUAUCAAGGGAGGCCAAAUGUUUGCUGGCUUCCCUUGCAUUCAAUGCUACGGGCAGCAACAAUGUCAUACUCUUUUUGACUAGAGAGCAUCAGAUAGAUGGCCUACACAUACAGAGACAGAGGGGCGCUGUUUCGCUCUCUCGGAUGCUUUCUCCGGUGAGAUACAUUUAACCUCUUGCGAAUUGAAGAAAAAUAAUGAAACACAGAGCGACGAAAUAUAAAUUAUUACAUUUGUGUUCUUUUUUUAUUGGUCCAUUUUGGGGGGAAGCUUCCCUUAGUAUCCAUGAAUACAUGCCACUGCAAAUUACCUAAUAUUUACGGUAACACAGCAGUCAACAAUCUAUAUUGCACCACUGAUCCUUCACUCAUUUGUGAUUGCCUGUGUUCAGGCAUUGUUGCACAAUUCAUAAAAUGUCAGUUGGAUUGAGUGUUGCUGAUAUAAGUUGAAAGACUCCAGGUUCUGACAGGGCAUGUGUUGCAUUGUGUUCCAGGCUAUCCUCGUUACACAGUGAUUGGGGACCACAGUACAGGGGAACACCACCUCCGGAUCCAACGUGUGGAGCUGAUGGAUGACGCUGUCUUUGAGUGCCAGGCAAUCCAGGCAGCCAUGAGGUCCCGCCCUGCCCGACUCACUGUGCUGGGUAAGUGA
Messenger RNA from Coregonus sp. 'balchen', 9260 nucleotides. The record is from the annotation of a GenBank genome assembly. Lineage: Eukaryota; Metazoa; Chordata; Actinopteri; Salmoniformes; Salmonidae.